Molecule: messenger RNA, 3533 nt
Organism: Anopheles funestus (African malaria mosquito)
Lineage: Eukaryota; Metazoa; Arthropoda; Insecta; Diptera; Culicidae
Exons: 11
Coding region: 240-3353 (1037 amino acids)
Molecular function (GO): heme binding; monooxygenase activity; oxidoreductase activity, acting on paired donors, with incorporation or reduction of molecular oxygen
Source: RefSeq, a predicted model, not a curated record
GUGUAUGUGUGAUUUUUGAGUAAGUUCAUUAUAACAAGCCACCUGGUACAAUGAAACGACAAAAUUUGCUUCGAAAACGCUUGUUCAGGGUUCGGGUGCACCUCGUGUAUUUCUAAUCUAGUAGCGUCCUCUGAUAAGAAACCGACCUUCGAGGGUCGUUAGAACUCGUUGUUUGUAGAGCUGCGUCAGUCGAUACUUUUGCAUCGGUGAGUUUGGAACAUCCCGAAACUGUUUUCAUCAUGUUCGUGGCAACGUUAACGUUUAUAGCGUUGGUCAUUUCCGCGGCAGUGUACUUGUACGUGGAAAAGUUCAGCAAAAUUCUUAAGCACAGCGGAAAACUUGGUGGUCCAUCUGCAUAUCCGCUGAUCGGUAAUGGGUUACUUUUUGCUGGCAAAACCCCCGCUGAAUUUUUGCAGGCCGUAGGACGUCUCAUACAACAGUAUGGCAAAUGUUUCCGGUUAUGGUUGGGAACGCAGAUGCUCAUCGUUAUCACUGAACCAAAGGACAUCGAGGUGAUUUUGAGUAGCAACAAGUACAUUGACAAAUCGAUUGAGUAUGACUUCGUUCGUCCAUGGUUGGGUGAUGGACUGUUGACCAGCACCGGGCGCAAGUGGCACACACACCGGAAGGUGAUCACACCAACGUUUCAUUUUAAAAUACUCGAACAGUUUGUGGAAAUUUUCGACCAGCAAAGCAAUACAUUCGUCCAGGUGCUGGGAACACACGCCAAGACGGGGAAUACUUUCGACAUUUUUCGCCCGGUAACACUGUGUGCAUUGGAUGUUAUCUGCGAAACGGCAAUGGGUACAAAGGUUAAUGCUCAACUGAACACCGAAUCGGAGUACGUGCAGGCCGUUAAGGACAUAACAAAUCUGGUGCAGAUACGAUUGUUUAAUUUCCUUAUUCGAUACGAAUUUUUCUAUCGCUUUUCCUCGAACCGUCGGAAGCAGUUGGAAGCGCUGAAGGUAUUGCACGGAUAUACGGACAGCGUCAUCAAGAAUCGACGAAAGGAGUUGCAGACCGGGAACUCCAACGAACUCGAUGUUAAUGAGAACGAUUUGGGCAUUAAGAAGAAGAUGGCUUUUCUGGAUAUGUUGCUGCAAUCGAAAAUCGAUGGACAACCGCUGACGGAUCUGGAGAUACGUGAGGAGGUGGACACGUUCAUGUUUGAGGGACACGAUACGACGACCUCUGCCAUCAGUUUUCUGCUGCAGAACCUUGCAAAGCAUCCCGAAAUACAGCAGAAAGUGUUUGAUGAGGUACGAAACAUUGUUGGGGACGAUCGUACCCGACCCGUUACUCUAGCGAUGCUGAACGAUAUGCACUAUCUGGAUCUGGUGAUCAAGGAAACGCUUCGACUGUACCCAUCGGUACCGAUGUUUGGGAGGAAAAUUAUGGAAGAUGCCGAAAUAAAUGGAAAAAUAUUUCCAGCAGGUUCGAAUGCAAUCAUACUGCCAUUCUUCCUUGGACGCAAUCCCGAAUUCUUCCCAAACCCGGAAAAGUUCGAUCCGGAACGAUUCAACGUGGAAACGUCGGCAGAAAAGACAAACCCCUACCAAUAUGUACCGUUCAGUGCGGGGCCACGGAAUUGCAUCGGGCAGAAGUUUGCCAUAGCCGAAAUCAAGAGCCUCACCAGCAAAGUGUUGAGACUUUAUGAAAUAUUGCCACCGGCUGGACAGUACGAUGAAGCAUUUAUCGCAGAACUUAUUCUACGUCCCGAGAAGGGAAUUUUCGUUCGAUUGAAGCCAAGAGUUUAUUCAUCGCCGGGAACGCAGCUACUGCGGACACGCUUUAGUUGCUUCAUUCAUCUGCAGUUUUUGUUGUUGUUGUGUGUGAUGGUGUUGCAGAUUUUGCUAGCCCUGGUGCUGGUGAUCCUCACGAUCAACUAUUUGUUGGUGCGGCAAAAUUUAAAGUAUGGCAAAAACAUCCCGGGACCGCUGCCGCUGCCGAUAGUGGGCUGUUUCUAUCUCUACAUUAAUUUAAAGCCCGAAGACAUUAUCGAUUUCGUGUCCGAACUGCGAAAUAAGUAUGGCAACCUGUUUCGCGUCUGGAUCGGGAACCGGUUGGCACUGUUUUGCACCAACGUGAAGUAUAACGAAACAGUCCUGAGCAGCCAGAAGCAGAUUCGUAAAAGCGAACUGUACAAAUUCCUCAUCCCAUGGCUGGGGGAUGGUUUGUUGCUGAGCACGGGCCAGAAAUGGUUCAACAAGCGCAAGAUCCUUACACCGGCAUUUCACUUCAAGAUUUUGGACCAGUUCAUCGAGGUGUUUCACAAGCAGAGCUGCAUUCUGGCUGAUCGGUUGCGACCGGAAGCGAAUGGAUCGCUGGUCAACAUCUAUCCCUUUGUGACGUUGGCGGCGUUGGACAUUAUAUGUGAAACGGCCAUGGGUACCUCGAUCAACGCACAGACCGAUGCCGAUUCGGCGUAUGUUAAAGCCAUUACGGAGCUGAGUCUGGUGCUGACGGGACGCUUCGUGAAGGUGUGGCAACGGGUUGACUUCCUGUUCAAUCUUUCCCCCGACAAGGGCCGCCAGGAUCGAAUCAUUAAGGUGUUGCACGAUUUCACCACGAAGAUCAUACAAUCCCGACGGCGUGAGCUGAUGGAGCAGGGCGGCGGUGUGAUUGGCGGUACGAUGGAAGAUGAGGAUAUGGCCGACAUAGGUACGAAGCGCCGGAUGGCAUUCUUGGAUGUGCUGCUGCAAGCGACGAUUGAUGGACGACCGCUAACGGAUAAGGAAAUUCAGGAGGAGGUGGAUACGUUCAUGUUUGAAGGUCACGAUACGACCACAAUUGCGAUUUCGUUUACCCUACUGCUGCUUGCCCGGCAUCCCGAGGCACAGGAGAAAGUGUACCAAGAAGUUGUAGAUAUUGUUGGUAACGAUCCGUACACACCGCUAAGCCAUCGCAAUUUACAAGACAUGAAGUAUCUGGAGAUGGUGAUCAAGGAAUCACUUCGGCUGUAUCCACCGGUGCCGAUCAUCGCACGUCGUUUCACCGAGAAUGUGGAGCUAGGUGAAAAAAUUGUUCCGGAAGGAUCGAACUUUAACAUUGGCAUCAUGCACAUGCACCGUGAUCCUACCUUAUUUCCCGACCCGGAGCGUUUCGAUCCCGAGCGAUUCGCACCAGAUCGUACGAUGGAACAGUCCAGCCCGUAUGCUUACGUACCGUUCAGUGCGGGUCCUCGAAAUUGCAUCGGACAAAAGUUCGCGAUGCUCGAACUGAAAAGUACUGUAUCGAAGGUUAUUCGUAACUUUAAGCUAACAUCGGCCGGUCCGGAACCAAAGCUAACGAUGCAGUUGACGCUGAAGCCAAGGGAUGGCUUGUACAUUGGAUUCGUUCCACGUGCACAGUGAAGUGCUGCAUUUCUACACAUUCGCUGGUUGCAACCUUCUUUCGAUGAUCGGAAGAUAAUAUAGACAGAUUUGUUGAUUGAAUCCGUAAAAGAAGAAUGAGGCUAUGUGUUGUGGUGAUGUUUCUACUAGCAGUGUAUCAAUAAUGAAAAUAAAUGAAAUUUUGACAAAAAAGAACACAAA